UUUACUCUAGCAAUGAACUCCUCAUUGUACCAGCACUUCUUGUAUCUCAGCCUGGAUGUCACAGAGGGCAACAUUUCAGGAUCAAAUGCCAAGAAUAAGUCUUCCCGGUGUGAAGAGAUGGGCAUCGCAGCAGAGGUGUUUCUGACUCUGGGAGUCAUCAGCCUCCUGGAGAACAUCUUGGUCAUUGGGGUCAUCGUGAAGAACAAGAACUUGCACUCACCCAUGUACUUCUUUGUGUGCAGCUUGGCUGUGGCAGAUAUGCUGGUGAGCAUGUCCAAUGCCUGGGAGACCAUUGCUAUAUACUUGAUCAACAACAGACACCUAGUGAUAGCUGAUGCUUCUGUGCGCCACAUUGACAACAUAUUUGACUCCAUGAUCUGCAUUUCUGUGGUGGCCUCCAUGUGCAGCUUGCUGGCUAUUGCAGUAGACAGAUAUGUCACCAUCUUCUAUGCCCUGCGCUAUCAUCAUAUCAUGACUGUGAGGCGCUCAGGAGUGAUCAUCGCCUGCAUCUGGACCUUCUGCACAGGCUGUGGCAUAAUCUUCAUCAUUUAUUAUGAAUCCACUUAUGUCAUCAUUUGCCUUAUUUCCAUGUUUUUCACCAUGCUGUUCCUCAUGUUGUCUCUGUAUAUACAUAUGUUCCUCCUGGCACAGACUCAUAUCAAGCAGAUAGCAACUCUGCCUGGGCAUGGCUCUGUGCAACAGAAGACCAGCAUGCGUGGUGCAGUCACUUUGACCAUUCUGCUGGGCAUCUUCAUCAUAUGCUGGGCCCCCUUCUUCCUCCACCUCAUUUUAAUGAUCUCUUGCCCACAAAACUUCUAUUGUUCUUGCUUUAUGUCUCACUUCAAUAUGUACCUCAUACUUAUCAUGUGUAAUUCUGUGAUUGAUCCUCUGAUAUAUGCCUUCCGGAGUCAGGAGAUGAGAAAGACUUUCAAAGAGAUUGUUUAUUGCCAUUGGUUCAGAUUCAGCUGUAGCCUCCAUAGCAAGUACUAA
Molecule: messenger RNA, 990 nt
Organism: Elephantulus edwardii (Cape elephant shrew)
Lineage: Eukaryota; Metazoa; Chordata; Mammalia; Macroscelidea; Macroscelididae
Product: melanocortin receptor 5-like
Exons: 1
Coding region: 13-990 (325 amino acids)
Biological process (GO): G protein-coupled receptor signaling pathway
Cellular component (GO): membrane
Molecular function (GO): melanocortin receptor activity
Source: RefSeq, a predicted model, not a curated record